AUGUCUGUGAGGUCAAUUUUCAGAACAUCCUCAUUACCUGUCAGAUUCGUUCGGAACUUACAUGUCUCCUCAUUUCUUUCUGCCAAGGAUUUCUACAAAGUUCUCGGUGUUGACAAAAAUGCAUCUCAGUCUGAUAUCAAAAAGGCUUAUUACCAGCUCGCUAAAAAAUAUCAUCCUGAUAUAAAUAAGUCAGACAAAACUGCAGCGCAGAAAUUUGCAGAAGUCAGUGAAGCCUAUGAGAUUCUUGGCGAUGAGCAAAAACGCAAACAGUAUGAUUCAUUUGGUGGUACUAAUGCCGGAGGUUUUUCUGGUGCCCAAGGCGGAUUUGGAGAUUUCGCUGCACAUGUGGACCCUGAAGAAUUAUUCCGUCGUAUUUUUAGAGACUCUGAUUUCGCUUUUAAAGAAUGGACCUCGGGUGAUAAAAAUUUUGCUGAAUCUAUUUUCGGGUUUAAUACAACUAGGGAGGUUUCCGUUAAUCUCUCUUUUGAAGAUGCUUGCAAGGGAAUUACAAAGGAGAUUAACAUCAAUACAGUUGUUCCCUGCUCGACUUGUGAAGGGUCACGCUGUCAACCAGGCACUGGAAUGGCAACUUGCCCCAACUGUCACGGCACUGGUAACGAGACUGUUAGUACAGGUCCCUUUGUUCUUCGAUCCACUUGUCGGAGGUGCUCUGGCACUGGGAGCAUUGUUAGGUAUCCAUGUCGAGCAUGCAACGGCACCGGUCAAACUGUUGGUAAGGAGAAUGUCAAGGUUGCUAUUCCCCCUGGUGUCGAAGAUGGCCAGGUUCUUCGUGUCUCUGUUUCUAAUGGACGUAACACCAGUCGAUAUCAACCAUCCCAAGAACUCUUUGUUACUGUUCGAGUUGCCUCUAGUAAAGACUUCAGACGAGAAGGCGCUGAUGUACAUUCAGAUGUUACCAUUUCUAUUUCUCAAGCCGUUCUUGGAGGAAAAAUUCGUAUUCCUGGAAUUUAUGACACUGUCCUGGUUACCAUUCCUCCCGGAUCUGCUAGUCAUGAUAAGAUUCGUCUCCCAGGAAAGGGUAUUAGUCGCGUGAGCGGACGUGGUUAUGGUGAUCAUUACGUCCAUCUCCAUAUUGGUACUCCAAAACGUCUAACUGAACUUCAACGGGCUCUCUUGUUAGCCUUCGCUGAAACCGAAACAAAUGUGAAGGGAACUACUGAAGGUGUCGCGCACACAGAAUCUGCUCUAUCAAAUCUUCAUCAAACACUUAUGAAACUGAGUAGUUCAGGUCAUGGCAGCGACCAACAGCAACACAAAUCUCAAAAUUCCAGUUCUGUUGAGGAUAAUAAUGAUGAUGACUGGGUCACCCGCGUCACCGGUGGCGUUAAACGGGCUUUUGGUGCUGUCAAGAGCGUUUUAGGUGGAGAACUUAAAAAAUAA
This is a messenger RNA of Rodentolepis nana, 1401 nucleotides long. The record is from the annotation of a GenBank genome assembly. Lineage: Eukaryota; Metazoa; Platyhelminthes; Cestoda; Cyclophyllidea; Hymenolepididae.